ACCACAGUGCUCUAUAGAGCCCCAAUCUCCACACCUCCUCCAGCAUAUCCCGAACCGGUGCUUCCUGGUCCCCGGAUCCUGUCCACAAUGAGCUUCCAGCUCCGCAGCUCCGCCCGCAUCCCUAGCCGGUCCUGCUCGUCAUUCACCCUGCUGGCAUUUCUGCUGCUGUUCACACUGCCACAGCAUCGAGCUCAAGCUGCUCCUUUCUCGGCCAUGGUUGCAACGGAGCUACGCUGUGUUUGCUUAACCUUAGCUCCAAGAAUUAACCCCAAAAUGAUCGCUAAUUUGGAGGUGAUCCCUGCAGGUCCACAUUGCCCCAAGGUGGAAGUCAUAGCUAAGUUGAAGAACCAGAAGGAUAAUGUUUGUCUUGACCCAGAAGCUCCGUUGAUAAAGAAAGUCAUUCAGAAAAUAUUGGGCAGUGAAAAUAAGAAAACAAAGCGGAAUGCACUUGCACUGGUCAGAUCAGCCAGUACUCAAUAGAAAGAUUUCUGAGGACUCUGUACCCAGGGAAGGCAAGAAAGAAGGGCUGGUUCUCCCCACCUGCGGUUUUUCUUUAUGAACUCCCUGCUUUGAAGAGGAAAGAGAAGUCACUGUCCCUGAAGCUUCCUGCUCAUUUUAGGAGUGUAUUUUAGCAAAAUGUUUCCUAGUCUUUCCUAUCUAUUAUACUAUUGGAAACUGUGGUAUUUUAGUGUGUAAGUCAAGAAUCAUUGAUGGUUAACCUUUCAAAAUGUCUUGAAUUGAAGGUGACUAUUGCAUUGUGUCUUCAGAAAAUGUGUGUGUGUGUGUGUGUGUGUGUGUGUGUGCAUGUAAUUUGUAGUGCCUUUGUAAUGUUCAUGUGAAUGCUGUGGCUUUAACAGACCAGUGACAUUCACUUAGAAGCUGUUGAUAGGGACACCCUCAUCUUCUCUCUCACGAAAUGGGGACCUCUCUUCCUGUUGU
This is a messenger RNA of Rattus norvegicus (Norway rat), 939 nucleotides long. RefSeq names its product C-X-C motif chemokine ligand 6 (gene Cxcl6). Gene Ontology annotation, molecular function: chemokine activity. Gene Ontology annotation, biological process: chemotaxis; response to lipid; immune response. The record is from RefSeq and is marked validated. Gene Ontology annotation, cellular component: extracellular region. Lineage: Eukaryota; Metazoa; Chordata; Mammalia; Rodentia; Muridae. The transcript is spliced from 4 exons. Bases 88 to 480 code for a protein of 130 amino acids.